Molecule: messenger RNA, 1268 nt
Organism: Vitrella brassicaformis
Lineage: Eukaryota; Vitrellaceae
Source: the annotation of a GenBank genome assembly
GCGAUGUCGUUGAUUUUCUGGAUCCUUCCAGUGCUGCUACUGCUCUCUCGAUGCGCUGCCUUGCAGCACGCGAAGGUUCUGCACUCGAAAUCGCUGUUUGCAAAGGUACUAGUACUCAGCGUGAUGCCAUAUGAUGCCGCUCUUUUGUGGUGUGUUCGCAGGCCCAGGGGAAGAUCAAUGACACUACAGGCACCGAUGGCCGAUGGAAGCAGGCCCCCGGUGACUUCCACAGUGCGGUCCAAGGAAUGGUAUGUACGAUUGCAACAGACACGGAAGACACGGACAGUGUGGGACAUCCCUGCCUUGUCGGGCGUGUGUGUGCUUGAUAGACAGGUGCGUUUGAGGGAGACCGCCCUUCACAGGUCUGGCAGGGCGAUGGCUGGCUCGUCGAUGGCGAGAGAGUCGGCAACACAUGCACGGUAAUCAAGAAGGACGGGCAGGCGUAGAUCUACUUAACCAAUUCCUGGCGUAGAUGUGGUGACUGUGUUCGGUUCAUAUUGUUUCCCCAGCUGCCUCGCUGCAUGGUGGAGUGCAUUCAGUCCGUGUCGUGCCUCGAGAGCAUGUGCAGCAGUCCCACAUACAAGUGCAAGGACUCCGACUACAACACACCCUACGACCGGUGCUGCAAGGUACCCAAUGCAUCCAUCCAUCCAUCCAUCCAUCCAUCCAUCCACACACACACACACACACACACACACACAUGCUGCCCAUCUGCCCAGCGUUCGAGCGCACCAGCUGUCCCUGCAUCCACGGCCCCUCCGACGCCCACAAGACCACCUCCAAGUCCGUCUGCAGGCCCGAUUGUGACGGCACCGCCUGUGGUCGAUAAGGCCCCUCCUGCGGUCACCACGGCUGCCCCCUUGGUCAUUGGGAUUGGAGGGACAAGAACGGUAUCAGGCCAGAGCAGCCAGAGCAUGAUGACAGAUGACGUCAUGUGUUGCUCUGUUAUUCGGUCUCGUCAGGGCGGAGGGAGGCCCAUCCAUCGGGCAUUGUCAAAGCGUAUGGGGCACUUAGAGCCAUUGCAGGUGGAGGGGAGGAGGGGCAGGAUGGUAAACAAUGGAUAGAUAGUUCAGCAUUGCCUGACUGUCUGCAUCCAUACAUGCAUGGCAGACAGGCAGGCACAUGGCCAAUCCUUCGAGGAGACAGGGAGAGAGAGAGAGAUCGCACGAAUGAUAAGUCACUGGUUUUAGGCUUUGCACGGCGCAUAUACAGUGAUACAUACGAUGACGAAUUGAGGUCAACACCCAUGUGUGGAUCCAAUUCUCCAG